Epinephelus lanceolatus (giant grouper) is the source of this 1788-nucleotide messenger RNA. RefSeq names its product mitogen-activated protein kinase kinase 1 (gene map2k1). Gene Ontology annotation, biological process: protein phosphorylation. Lineage: Eukaryota; Metazoa; Chordata; Actinopteri; Perciformes; Serranidae. The record is from RefSeq and is a predicted model, not a curated record. Gene Ontology annotation, molecular function: protein kinase activity; ATP binding.
UAUUUUUGUGACGUCUCAUCUCCCGGAUCAUUCACAUCCACCCAUUAAGAAGAACAUCAGCCCCUCCAGCUCAUGACUGCACAGCUGUGUCUUCUCCUGUCAGUGUGUGUCGAGCAGCCUGUCAGCGCCUCUCUGAAACCCCAGCUCUGUUCUUCUUCUUCGGGGUUUCCUGCCAUAUUCCUGCAGCCAGCCCGUGUGUUUCUACAGCAGCAGCCUGUUUGUUGUGUGGAACAUGCAGAAGAGAAGGAAGCCAGAGCCGAUCCAACUCAACCCGAUCCCCGAUGGAAACACUAUCAACGGCACCGGAGCCACAGAAACAAAUUUGGAGGCACUGCAGAAGAAACUAGAGGAGCUUGAGUUGGAUGAGCAGCAGCGGAAGCGCCUGGAGGCCUUCCUGACACAGAAGCAGAAGGUGGGAGAGCUGAAGGACGAUGACUUUGAAAAGAUCUGUGAGCUGGGCGCUGGUAACGGAGGAGUUGUCUUCAAGGUCUCUCACCGGCCCUCUGGUCUGAUUAUGGCGAGGAAGCUUAUCCACCUGGAGAUCAAACCAGCCAUUAGGAACCAGAUCAUUAGGGAGCUGCAGGUGCUGCACGAGUGUAACUCCCCCUACAUUGUGGGCUUCUAUGGAGCUUUCUACAGCGAUGGAGAAAUCAGCAUCUGCAUGGAGCAUAUGGAUGGUGGCUCCCUGGACCAGUCGCUGAAAAAGGCAGGCAAGAUCCCCGAGCAGAUCCUUGGCAAAGUCAGCAUCGCUGUCAUUAAAGGACUCUCCUACCUGAGGGAGAAACACAAGAUCAUGCACAGAGAUGUCAAGCCUUCUAACAUCCUAGUGAAUUCCCGCGGUGAGAUCAAGCUGUGCGACUUUGGAGUGAGCGGGCAGCUCAUAGACUCCAUGGCCAACUCCUUUGUGGGCACUCGCUCCUACAUGUCUCCGGAGCGUUUACAGGGCACCCAUUACUCUGUUCAGUCGGACAUCUGGAGUAUGGGUCUGUCUCUGGUUGAAAUGGCCAUUGGACGCUUCCCUAUUCCACCACCUGAUGCUAAGGAACUGGAACAGAUUUUUGGCUUCCCAGUGGAAGGGGAGGCAGCCUGCAGCGAGUCCUCCCCAAAGCCACGGCCCCCUGGGAGACCAGGCAGCUCAUAUGGUCCUGACAGCAGACCACCAAUGGCCAUAUUUGAGCUGCUUGAUUACAUAGUCAAUGAGCCUCCACCAAAGCUGCCUGGGAUAUUUAGCCCUGAAUUUCAAGACUUUGUCAACAAAUGUUUGAUUAAGAAUCCUGCAGAGAGAGCAGACCUCAAACAGUUGAUGGUGCAUCCUUUCAUCAAACAGUCGGAGGCAGAGCAGGUUGACUUUGCUGGUUGGUUGUGCAGCACCAUUGGACUCAAUCAGCCUCUGACUCCCACCCACGGCACAGCAAUGUGAGGCCUGUUGUGUCUACAACAAACCCCAUAUCCCAAGGUCCUCUGGUGACUGGGUUUGUAUUAUGGGUGAUAUGUAUUUAUACUGAGUACUACAUGGGUUCAAAAGUUGUGCAAUCAAUAGUUGUAUAUUUAGUGUACAAACCUACAUGCCAAGUGAAAUUAACUAUGUAUUGAACAAGUCUUUGGGCUACGUUGCAGGCCUGCCUGAAAAGCCAUCUUUUUCUAAUGAUCAAAUUAUUUAAUCAUGACAAAUGCUGCUCAACCUGUGUGCUUGAUAUUUCUCUUUGCCUUGUGUUCUUACAGCGCCAACAAAAAGUCUUUGUUAGCUUAUGUGAAAUAAAUAAGUCUUGUGAAUCAAAAUUUAAAAAU